Molecule: messenger RNA, 999 nt
Organism: Neoarthrinium moseri
Lineage: Eukaryota; Fungi; Ascomycota; Sordariomycetes; Amphisphaeriales; Apiosporaceae
Exons: 5
Coding region: 1-999 (332 amino acids)
Molecular function (GO): zinc ion binding; ferrous iron binding; oxidoreductase activity, acting on single donors with incorporation of molecular oxygen
Source: RefSeq, a predicted model, not a curated record
AUGGCAAUACGCGCCUCCUUCAGGUCGCUGCUCAUUGCUUCUUUGGGCAUCCUUGGACUAUCACUGCUCUUGUCUUCUCCGAUUGCCAACGAGUUCAUGUCAUCCUGGGCGUACAAGCCAGUCUCCAAGUUCAUUGCAGCAUUUCACUCGGCUCGAAAGUCACCCACAGACGCCAUGUCGGCAAAGGCACCGGUUUAUUUCUUCAGCCAUGGCGGCCCCAAUGUGAUGUAUGAGACUAAGCACCCGGUGUUCCCAGUGUUGCAGAAAAUCGGGAAGGAAAUUACUCAAAAAGUCAAGCCAAAGGCUAUCGUGGUCUUCUCAGGCCACUGGGAGGGAUCUCCCAACACCAUAGAGGUCAACACUGCAGAGCAUACCGAUUUGAUUUAUGAUUUCUACGGGUUUCCUCCGCAUUACUAUGAAGCCAAGUAUCCGAAUAGGGGUAGCCCAGAGUUGGCGAACAAAAUCAUCGGGCUCCUGACGGAUGCCGGCAUCAAGACCAAAGCCGUCACACGGGGACUUGACCACGGUGUCUGGUCGGGAUUCCACGUGGCAUUCGACCCCAAGGAGAACCCCCUGAACGUUCCCCUGGUCCAGGUUAGUCUGUACCACAGCGAGGACCCGGACCUGCACUACCGGCUCGGCCAGGCGGUGGCCUCGCUGCGCGACGAGAACAUCGUCAUCAUCGGCGCCGGCAUGUCUGUCCACAACCUCAGAGACAUGUUCAAGACGCGGGGCGAUCCGCGGCCGAUGCCGUACACGGUGUCGUUCGACGAGGCGCUGAAAGAGGCCACCGAGGUCGCCCCAGCACAGCGCCAGGAGCGCAUGGCCGAAGCCGCCCGACGGCCAGAUGCCAGACAGGCCCACCCGUGGAUGGACCACCUCAUGCCAGUAUACGUUGCUGCCGGCGCCGCGGGUGAGGACCAAGGGAAGCGGACCUGGACUUUGCACGAAGGCAGCAUGGGAUGGUCGCAAUACCGAUUCGGCAACGUCAGUGCCUGA